CUUCUCUUUAGGAGGAUUAGUCUUUUACGCUUUUUUCUUGGUUGGGAUUUUAUGUAUGUUUUUCCUGUUUGGGAUUUUAUGUAUGUUUUUCCUUUCUUUUUGGGUUUUACUUUCUAUUUCAUAAAGAAUUUAUAUAUACAUACAUAUAUAUAUAUAUAUAUACACAAACACACACGCGCACAUAUAAUUUUGCGUGGUUUGUGUGGCUCGCUUAUAAACUUCAUUCUUCCCUUAUUCUCUACCUACUCUAGCUUCUCUUUUCCCUUCACGUUGAUUUGAAAAACACCCAAAAAGCCAUGAAAAAAGCCUUGCUUUUGGCUUAAGAAAAUACACCAAAAAGAGCCCCCCCCCCCCCCCCCAAAAAAAAAAAAAAAAAAAAAAAAACCCCCCAUCAAGCUCCAAAAAAAAAAAAAAAAAAAAAAUGGUGCCUGCAACAAUGGCCGAGAUGUGGACGACUAUGGGUUCCACCAUAGCCAGUUUCAUGUUCAUUUGGGCUAUAGUCCGCCAGUAUUGUCCUUAUGAGAUCCGCCGCUUCUUUGAGAAAUACACUCACAGGUUCAUGGGCUAUUUCUAUCCUUACAUUCGAAUUUCCAUCCAUGAAUUCUCAGGUGACAGGCUCAAGCGCAGUGAAGCUUAUGCUGCUGUUGAAGCCUAUCUCAGUUCCAACACAUCCAAGAGCGCAAAGAGACUGAAAGCAGAGAUGGGUAAAGACAGCAGGAACUUGGUUUUGAGUAUGGAAGAGUACGAGAGAGUGACUGAUGAAUUUCAAGGUGCAAAAGUGUGGUGGGUUUUGAACAAAGCUUUGUCUCCUUCAAGAUCAAUGUCAAUGACUUACUAUCCAGAGCAGGAGAAGAAGUUUUACAAGCUCACAUUCCACAGAAAGUACAGAGAAAUGAUCACAGCUACGUAUCUGGAGCAUGUUCUGAGGGAAGGGAGGGAGAUUAGGCUGAGAAACAGGCAGAGGAAGCUUUAUACAAACAGUCCAGGUUAUAAAUGGCCAAGUUACAAGCAGACCAUGUGGAGUCACAUUGUGUUUGAACACCCUGCAACUUUUGAAACAAUGGCAUUGGAACCAGAGAAGAAGCAGGAGAUCAUUGAAGAUUUGUUGACAUUUAGCAAGAGCAAAGAUUUCUAUGCAAGGAUUGGGAAAGCUUGGAAAAGAGGGUAUCUACUUUAUGGGCCACCAGGCACAGGGAAAUCAACCAUGAUUGCUGCAAUGGCUAAUCUGCUGAGCUAUGAUGUUUAUGAUCUUGAACUCACUGCCGUGAAGGACAACACAGAGCUCAGAAAGCUUUUGAUUGAGACGACCUGUAAGUCUAUAAUUGUGAUAGAGGAUAUUGAUUGCUCACUUGAUCUUACAGGUCAGAGGAACAAGAAAUCAGAGAAAUCUGGUGCUGAAGUUGAGAACAAGUCCAACAAAGAAAGGAAAGAACCAAAAGAAGAAGGGAAUAGCAGCAGCAGAGUGACACUUUCAGGGCUGUUGAAUUUCAUUGAUGGGCUUUGGUCUUCUUGUGGGGGUGAGAGGCUGAUUGUUUUUACCACCAAUUAUGUGGAGAAAUUGGACCCAGCACUGAUAAGAAGGGGUAGGAUGGACAAGCAUAUUGAGCUGUCUUAUUGCAGUUUCAAAGGGUUCAAAGUUCUUGCUAAGAACUACUUGAACCUUGAGAAUCAUCAAAUGUUUGAUACAGUUGAAAAGUUGAUUGGGGAGAUUAAGGUCACUCCUGCUGAUGUUGCAGAGAAUCUCAUGCCCAAAUCCCCACUGGAUGAUCCUGAGAAGUGUCUAGCAAACUUGAUUCAAGCUCUUGAAGAAGCCAAGGAAGAACAGGAAGAAGCAGAAGCUGCUAAGGAGAUGGAUGAAGAAUCAUCCAAAGAGAAUGAGCCAACCAAAGAAGAUGCUACAGAGCCACCACAGGUUAACAAGGAGAUUGAAAAACCAGAUACAUGAGUUAAAGAGUUUUAUCCUAUAGUUCUAUUCUACUUGAGAAUUUUCCUAAUUAUUAAGAGGAAGUUCCUGCUUGAUGUGGUUAAUUAUAUCGCAGAGGGAGUAUGUCUUUUUUAUUUUUUUCUUUUUUAAUAAUAUAUGUAAAAACUCCAUAUUAGAGAGCUAUUUGAGCUUAAUGUUAUCAAAUUAUAGUUACUGCCUAAA
Messenger RNA from Ziziphus jujuba (common jujube), 2146 nucleotides. RefSeq names its product AAA-ATPase ASD, mitochondrial. NCBI's taxonomy places the organism in Eukaryota, Viridiplantae, Streptophyta, Magnoliopsida, Rosales, Rhamnaceae. Bases 422 to 1945 code for a protein of 507 amino acids. Gene Ontology annotation, molecular function: ATP hydrolysis activity; ATP binding. The record is from RefSeq and is a predicted model, not a curated record. The transcript has a single exon.